Ostreococcus tauri is the source of this 1617-nucleotide messenger RNA. RefSeq names its product Serine/threonine-protein kinase, active site. Gene Ontology annotation, molecular function: RNA polymerase II CTD heptapeptide repeat kinase activity; ATP binding; cyclin-dependent protein serine/threonine kinase activity. The transcript has 2 exons. Lineage: Eukaryota; Viridiplantae; Chlorophyta; Mamiellophyceae; Mamiellales; Bathycoccaceae. The record is from RefSeq and is a predicted model, not a curated record. Gene Ontology annotation, biological process: positive regulation of transcription elongation by RNA polymerase II; protein phosphorylation. Gene Ontology annotation, cellular component: nucleus; cyclin-dependent protein kinase holoenzyme complex. Bases 1 to 1617 code for a protein of 538 amino acids.
AUGGGUGACAUGGCGCCCGAACCCGCGCGCGCGUCCGCACCGAGCGCCGCCGUGGACGCCGCGCGCGACGCUGAACAGCGCGCGCCGCGAUCGCCCGCGCCCGCGCCGUCGAGCGCGAAUGACGACGGCGUGCGACCACGGAGAUACGACAACUGGGGCGCGCGAUCCGUGGAGUGCUACGAAAAGCUCGAACAGAUCGGUGAGGGGACGUACGGACAGGUGUACAUGGCGCGAUGCAAGGAGACGAUGGACAUCGUCGCGCUGAAGAAGAUUCGCAUGGACAACGAAAAGGAAGGGUUCCCGAUCACGGCUAUUCGAGAGAUUAAAAUUCUGAAGAAGCUUCGCCACCGAAACGUAGUGGAUCUGAAGGAAAUUGUCACAUCCAAGGCGAGUGCGUCGAACGGGCACAAGGGGAGCAUUUACUUGGUGUUCGAGUACAUGGACCACGAUCUCACAGGUCUGGCGGAGCGACCCGGGAUGAAGUUUAGCGUGCCACAAAUCAAGUGCUACAUGAAACAGUUGCUCAUGGGGUUGCACUACUGCCACAACAAUAACAUCCUUCAUCGCGAUAUCAAAGGAAGCAAUCUGCUUAUUAACAACAACGGGGUGCUGAAACUGGCUGACUUUGGUCUCGCGAAGCCCAUCACGAAUGAAAACGCGCAGCCGUUGACGAACCGUGUCAUCACUUUAUGGUACCGCCCCCCCGAACUGUUGCUUGGAGCGACACAGUACGGACCAAGCGUGGAUAUGUGGAGCGCCGGUUGCAUUUUCGCCGAAUUGAUUCACGGGAAACCCAUCCUACCGGGUAAGAGCGAGAUGGAGCAGAUGGACAUAAUCUUCAAACUCUGUGGUUCGCCUACACCAGAGAACUGGCCGGACGCUGACAAGUUGCCUUACGCGAAGCACUUCACGCAAAAGAAGACAUAUCCACGCAGACUGCGCGAGGUUUUCAGUCAAUUCACCCCGAGCGCGAAGGAUUUGCUCGAGAAGUUUUUGACACUCGAUCCCGCCAAGCGCAUAUCGGCAAAGGACGCUCUCAUGCAUGACUGGUUCUGGGAAGUACCAAAGCCGUGCGAGCCCGAAGACUUGCCGCGUUACGAACCAUCGCACGAAUACCAGACGAAGAAGCGUCGCCAAGAAGCGAAGCGUGCGGAGCAACAGAACAAACGUCAACGCAUGGAUGGACACAGACCGCCGCCGCCGAUGGAUGACCAAAAGCCGGCAUCGGGUCCCGAUGUUAGGCCGAGGGGCCACGCGGGCCCACCGGGAGGUAUGCGUCCGGGUAUGCCGCCGUCGGGACGAUACGGUGCGGGAGGCAGUGCAUCGGGAUGGUCGAGCGGAGGUCAGCAAAAGCAGUCGUACGCGCAGCGCAGCAUCGGCAGACAACCGACGUCCGGGUAUGGCAGCAUAGGAGGAGGCAUGAACAGGUUAGGCGGUAGCGGUGGAAGUUACUCAAAUUUGAACAUUACCACCGGUACAAGCGGUGGCUCGUAUAGCGGUUAUCGCGGCGGGAGCAAGACCGCGGGCUGGGCUGGCGGUGGCCAAAAAGCUGGCAGCCAGAAAGCCGGAUGGGCCAACGUCUCAAAAGAUGCCAAGGACGGGGAGCGCCGUAACUGA